Messenger RNA from Anopheles nili, 5352 nucleotides. RefSeq lists its product as uncharacterized. NCBI's taxonomy places the organism in Eukaryota, Metazoa, Arthropoda, Insecta, Diptera, Culicidae. Gene Ontology annotation, biological process: proteolysis. The record is from RefSeq and is a predicted model, not a curated record. The coding region runs from base 1 to 5166 and encodes 1721 amino acids. The transcript is spliced from 9 exons. Gene Ontology annotation, molecular function: zinc ion binding; metallocarboxypeptidase activity.
AUGAUGGUCGAUAACUUCCAGUGCGCGGGCUACACGUUCUACUCCAAGUUCGACUCCGGCAACCUCGGAAAGGUUGAGCUGGUGCGAUGUUGUGAAGGUCUUGGCAUCGUCGGGAGCACGGUUUCGAAUGUUACAAGUGGCACAGGAGGACCGGCGACCGGAACCGGUGGCACGGGUGUUCCCAUUAUUGGCCCAUCUAGCAAUAUCAUCCCAACCACGGCCAGUACCAGUGCUUCAUCGAUAGUUGCGGCCACGUUGGGUGUUGGGUUGCAACAGCAACAUCAUGGGCUACUUUCGGCCACUGGACCACCGGCUGGGCCUGGGGCCAACACCCUUGGCAUGCGGAUUCCUUCACCGACGCCGCAUGCGACGGAAAAUCCCCUAAUAGAAGUGGAGUUUAAUCUAUGGACGCGGCCGGAUUGCGCGGGCACACCGUACGAGAAUCAGAAUCGCACCUGGUUCCACUUUGCCGUCACCGGUGGGCGACCAAAUCAGAUUGUAAAGUUCAACGUGAUGAACCUGAACAAGCAAGCGAAGCUUUUCAGCCAGGGUAUGCACCCGGUUACGAAGGUUGGCCCGAAUGGUCGGUGGGAAAGGAUCAAAGAUAAACCCUCGUAUUCGAUCACGAACGAUGUGUUUUUUAUAUCCUUUCUUCACAAGGUGCCGGAAGUGGGUGGAGAUCAAACGCGGAUCUACUACGCGUUUACGUUUCCCUUCACCUACAGCGAGCUGAUGGAUCAGCUCGCUACGUUCGAUCGAAAGUUUGGGCGGCAUCCGUUCGAGCUGAACAAGAUGGCGUACGAGAUAUCACAGAAGUACGAUUCGCUUCCCAACACUGCCGUGGAGGAAACGAAAAGUAUCUCCAACCUUGCGCCCCACCGCCGGAAAGGCAAGCUGGCUAAGAUGGAGCGCGUGGAUCGCGCCAGCCCGGAGUCCUUCGAUGAGACGGCUCGCGAUGGCACGAGCAGCGGAGGUGAAGGUGUUGUCGGACGUAAACAGGCGUCGGUUGCUGCACCAUCGAAAGAGGUCCUGUCGGAGGCAACUAAAACCCUGCAGGGUGCCCUGGGAGCGAGCGCCGGUGGGAUGGUGAUUGAUGAAAACACGUCGGAAUCGAUGCAGCAGAUCACUAACCUUGUGAAUAAGGUGAAAAUAGAGUUACCACAGAGUGAGACGAAAGUGCAGUUACCUACUGCGAGCUCUUCCUUGUCGUCGACGAAGCUUAAGUUGCCUUCGUUUCAUCAACAUCUAAGUGCGGCGGCGUCGAGCGGAUCUACGACGAACGUCGUGACCGAGGAGGACGUGAAGGUGGACCCGAGAGAUGAAAUCUACUACUGCCGAGAGCUGCUGACGCAUUCCGUCGAACGACGGCGCAUCGAGCUGCUCACCAUUAGCUCCUUUCACGGGAUUCAGACGGCGCGGGAAGUGCGCCUUCGCAAUCUCUUCCCGGAUGAGGACAUACAGCGCUGCCAUACGUUUAAGGAUAAGAAGGUCGUCUUCAUUUCGUCCCGGGUGCACCCGGGCGAAACGCCUGCCAGCUUUGUGCUGAACGGGUUUCUCAGCACGCUGCUCGACCGCAAGAGCGUCGUCUCGCAGACGCUCCGGCGGAUGUACGUGUUUAAGAUUAUUCCGUUUCUCAAUCCGGAUGGUGUGUACAAUGGGCUGUACCGGUCGGACACGCGUGGUCACAAUCUCAACCGGGUGUACAUAAGUCCGUGUCACGAGACACAACCAGCUAUUUAUGCAGCUAGGAAGUUAAUCAGGUAUUACCAUCUUGGCGUGGAUGAAGUGGAAACGUACGAGCUGGAGAAGGAAAAUCCCACCGCCGGGGUAGAUGUGAAGGAAGGUACGCCCGAGAAUAACACCUCGGAAUCGAAUGUCAUCGGAGGAACCACACCGACGGCUACAUCCGGUGACAAUGUUAAAUUGGUGCUCAAAAAAGUGGACGGCAAUCGGAAGCGUCGCACGGUAUCGCUACCCGGUCCAACAACGACGGCUUCGGUCUCCGGUGAGCGUAAAUCCGUCAUUGCUUUCGUAACGCCGACGCCCUUGCAACCAUCAUCCAAUGUCGCUUUGGAAUCGAACGGUCGGCACAGGUUUGCUGCUGCAGUCUCCUCGUCCUCGUGGUCGGAUAAGUUGCUUAGCAAAAUUCUUCGCCGUCGCCGCUCGAAGGCAUUGCCCGUGGAAUCUGCGACCGACGGUGGAAAAUUGUCUCCAAUAGCGCAAGCCCUUCCCAAGCCGAUUUUUCUAUUGCCUGCGGUUGAAGAGGAGGAACCGGCAGCCUCCCGCCUGCCGGUGGAAGAAACCGUACCAGACUUGCCUGGCCGUGACUCGUCCUCGCUGGCGCAUACAGACACUAACACUUCCACCGCUCCCAAUACAUUGUCGUCACCGAUGACCGACGAGUCAGAUUCAGUCGAGCAGGACACACCAGUGGCGUCCGAUUCCGGGUUUAGCGAAGCUAGUUCCGUUUCCUCGACCCUGACGUCGACCACGGGAACUCAGCAGGACAAACAGUCAUCGCCCGAGUGCGGCACCCCACCGACAGAUACACCCGUGGCCCCCAUGGCCCCAAACCAGGAAUCAAAUGUAACCCCCGCAACGAUGACACAACCCCCGUCCCUCGUCAUGGCAGCCACGGUGGCAGCGCAGGUCUUUACCGAGCAGCUUAUACCGGAACUGAAUCCGAUUGUGGGUGAAAGCAUCCCCAACGUUGCGUCACCUCCGGUGCGUCCCGUUACCGGUCGUAGUGCUUCGAGCUUAGGGUUGAGUGGAGGCGUUGGGUCAAAGAAAUCCUCCCACUCCGUGACGGCCAAGGUGGACACGGGAAAAGGCAGCACCGGCAGCAAGGGCACGUUUCAUAAGCAACACGCUCUGAACAAAGCGCAAUAUAUCGGCGCCCCGGCAGGUUCGCUCAAGUUCAAGGAGUUUCUGGUGCAUCCACAUCAGCAUCAUCAUCACCACCAUCAUCACCAUCAUCAUCACCAUCACCACCACCAUCAUCAGCUAGGUGGGGGGGUGGCUGCGGGAGGCCCGGCACAGGGCCAGACCGUGCUGCAUGGUGGCAAAAUGUCGCUUGCUUCGUUUAAAAAGGCGCCCGGAAGCGCCAAACAGCAACCACCGGUUUCCUCAUCGUCAUCGUUGAUGGGCGUCGGUGGAACCGGAAACCGAACGUCCGGUAGUGGAAGCAUACUGGGGGAGGCGGGCGUGCAGGGUGGCAAAAAUCGUCCCCAAACACCGCAAACUGCCGCCACGCAGUUCAGCCACUAUCGGUCGCACCGGAACGAGUACCUUAAUCCGGCCAUCGGUGGUGGUGUUGGUGGUGUGCCGAGGAAUCUCAACAUUAGUUUGGAGUUUUUGGCGCAACAGGACGAACGGUGCGAACGGGGUCAGCUGCAGGAUCGCACGGUGGUGUACGAGGAUCGAAGCAACCUGUUCAUGUACAUCGAUCUGCACGGACAUGCCUCGAAGAAGGGUGUCUUUAUGUACGGAAAUCACCUGCCCAGCACGAUCGAGGCCGUGGAGUGCAUGCUGUUGCCGCGGUUGAUGAGCCUGAAUUCGCAGCAUUUUCACUUUGAUGCGUGCAAUUUUAGCGAGCGCAACAUGUACUACAAGGGAAAACGAGACGGUCUGUCUAAGGAAGGAUCGGGCCGUGUGGCCGUGUACAAGAGCACCGGGCUGAUCAAGAGCUACACGCUGGAGUGCAACUACAACACCGGCAAGUGCGUGAACAUCCUGCCGCCCCGUGGCAAGGAGAUCGUCAGCAAAACGACACAUUCGCUCGUACCACCGAAGUACACGCCGGCAGUGUUUGAGGAGGUCGGCAAAGCUCUCGGACCAUCGAUCCUUGAUCUAACCAACUCCAACCCACUGUCACGGCUGUCGAACUGCGAGUUCCGCACGUUGCAGGGUCUGCGUAAUGCCCUGCGGAUCGAAAUCGAACGCGGUUCGUCGAAGGCGCGCGUCACCAAUAAGACCCAGAAAUCGCACACCAAGCGGCUCGCAAACCAGCUGUCCUGUUCGAUAGAAAUCGCAAAAGAAAAUGCCAUCCAGUGGGAUGCCUCGUUGGUGGCCUCCGGCGGACUUGGUGCCGGAACAGUACCCGGUACGGUUGGACCGCACGUGGUGACCGCCAAAAUCGUCAGUGACCCAUCGGAUACGAUUCUACUGACGGCAGGCAGCACCAGUGUCGGCAGCAACACAUCCGGUGUCGGCAUCGUAGCGAACCUAACAAGUAACAGUGCCACCGGACCGCCGGUAGGAUGUCGGCAGGUCCUGAAAUCGACGGGAGCGGCCAUGACUCUCAAAACAGCCCACGGUGGCGGUGCAGUGACGAAAAUCUCCCGCAAAGGUGGCGGCUUUGGAAAAGCGAAAAAACCCAAGGUCCUGUGCGAUGUGGCCGGAUCGGGUGGGGCGGCCAGUUUGGUCGGUACCAGCGGCAAGAAGCUCCAGGAGCUGAUGCUCCGCAGCACGAAGGAACAAGUGCCUCGCAAAAAGAUCAAAGUUUCAGCUCAACACGCGGGAACCGGAGGUACUUCCGGUGGUGUCGAUCGAGCGGCGACCCUGGAGUUGUGCUUUAAGAGUUCCAGCUCACUGCCCAACUUUCUGACCGCCGUACCGACUGGUCUCGUUGAUCUACCGGCACUGACCGGUGGCAAGAAGGUGAAAUCGGAAAGCAAACUGCUGGAAGCGAACGACAUGCAGUGCGAUGACAGCUUCGAUGCGGCACCAUGUUGUUCGUACACUGCGACCGGUUCACUUCCGGCACGUGCGAUCGUCACCACAACCGGUGGCAUUUCGAAGCUGAUCUCGACACUGACGCAGGUGGCCGCAGAUCACCACACCGGGACGACGGUGUUGAGUGCGGCAGAUGAGUUGAUAACGCUCGCGUGCAGUGACGUCGUGGCAUCGCCCGUUGGCUCCGGAUCGUCCCUUGAGGCUGUUGGACCCGCAGGUGGGAUGGCAAGCGGAAGCGGAAGUAGCGGUGGCGAGGCGAAGGGUGGCAAGUUUGGAAAGCAACUGUCGGGGAAACCGAAGCAAGCGAAGCUGGCCAAAUCGACGAAAUCAGGCAACGACGCCAGCAAGAAGCUGCUGAAGAAGAAACGAUCGCUCAAGACGGACUCGAGCCUGAAGCGGAAGAAGACCCGUGUCAAGCCGGCAUUGACAUAGCGUUGAAGCUGAACAGCAGCAGGGUGGUUGGUUGGUUGGUGGUCUUCCUAGGGUUGGAUGUGGAAGGAGUUAUAUGCGUAAUAUAGAGACAGAUAGGAAUUUUCGAGUCGAACGAUUCGACAUAUUUCCCUCGCGUCAGCGCACCGGAAGUGGUGGUGUUGUUAUCUUUUUAAUUUUUUCGUUCUU